Molecule: messenger RNA, 1151 nt
Organism: Aedes aegypti (yellow fever mosquito)
Lineage: Eukaryota; Metazoa; Arthropoda; Insecta; Diptera; Culicidae
Gene: Scgbeta
Exons: 3
Coding region: 110-985 (291 amino acids)
Biological process (GO): muscle organ development
Cellular component (GO): sarcoglycan complex; sarcolemma
Source: RefSeq, a predicted model, not a curated record
UCAUUCGAUCGUGGAAACUGUCAAACAUUUUCCUUCAUUCGUAUAUUUUCCUCACCGAAAUCGAUUGCAUUGAUAACUUGAAUAAAUAGGUUCUACAUUCGUGAAAAAAAUGGGGAAAGCACCUCCCCAGCUGUUGGACGAUAAGUACGACCUGUCCAAGUGCCAGAUGUACCACGAGAAGAACUCUUUUGCGUUCUGGGUUGUGAUGAUUUUGCUCUUCUCGCUGGCGCUGGGCAAUCUAUGCCUGACGCUGACCAUCACCGGGAUACUCAAGAUCUAUAAAGGGAUGGAAAACAUCGAGCUCAUCCAGGGCGAAGAGACAGUCAAGUUCUUCGGGAACAUCGAUUUCGAUCGGGUGUACAAGAGGGAUGGCAAGCUGGAGGGGUUCCACGAUGAACCGAUGGAGAUAACUGGAGAAAAUGGGCCCGUGUCGAUCAACUUGGUCAACCGAAACGGACAUUCGCACAACAAAAUCCAUUUCUCGAAGAACGGUAGCGUUCUGAAGGGAUUAAAUCACUUCGAAGUGAAAGAUGCUGUUACGGGACGACAGGUCUUCUCCACUUCUCGUCCAUCGUACAAUAUGCCGGAAGGGGCCACGAUGUUGCACACCCAUCUGGUGAAUGCAGGUCGGAUUGCAUCUCCCAUCAACGACACGCUCAAGUUUCAAACGCGAAACAAGUUCACCCUCAAGGGAACCGAGGGGACACGAAUGGAAGCGAAGGAAAUCUUCUGGACAGCAGACCAGAACAUCUUUCUCAAAUCGGACAACGGAAGCAUGGUGAUCUUCGGUGGCAAUGGGGUGUACAUCAACGUCAAUAGUAUUCCAAUCGUGCAGGGAGAGCAUGGGCCAAGAUCGGCAAGCAGCCAGUACAAAUUGUGCGUCUGUUACCCUCAAGGCAGAAUCUUCCGCGUUCCGGUUCCGAAGUCGCACAAUAUGAGAGUAAAUUGCGCUCAUUUUGGUGGCCGAAAUGAUCCGUGUGCGUGAAUUCGGUCAUGUUCAAUUCAAUAAUUCAUUUACACAGGCAUUACUUUAGGAUUAAGUCGUAACGUGACAUUUACCAUAUCUUCUGCUAGUAUAAGAAAUAACCGCGACUAGUUUCAAAUACUCAUAGAUUCAAUCAGAAUAAAUCGAGUUUCUAAAAUUACGUAAA